This is a messenger RNA of Suillus subaureus, 465 nucleotides long. RefSeq lists its product as uncharacterized. The transcript is spliced from 6 exons. The coding region runs from base 1 to 465 and encodes 154 amino acids. NCBI's taxonomy places the organism in Eukaryota, Fungi, Basidiomycota, Agaricomycetes, Boletales, Suillaceae. The record is from RefSeq and is a predicted model, not a curated record.
AUGAACCUUUGGCUUCGUCAUGUUCACAAACUCUUUCACUUUUCUUCUCGUACGAAUUCAGUUCCUGCUAUACAGCCUCGCGAUCCAUGGGAUUUCCCUGCUACUCGACCUCGCCGCAGGUCGCAACUCAUUCGAAUAAGCUCUCCGCCCCGCCGCUCGAAUAGAAUCACGCAGUUCUUGCGCCAGGGCCUUCCCUUUCGUAGAUCUGGACCCCAAUCCGAACCACCUGUUGUUGAAGUUGCACCCGGGCAGAAAUUCACUCGUCUUGCUGCUGCUAAAUUACCAGAAUACAAGAAAGUCGAUGAUACCCGGCACCCCUCUAGACAGCAGACUACCGCACCGGCGCAGGGUGACCCCACUCUUUCAGCAUCAGCGACAGUAUAUGUACUGAUUAUGGGAACUCAGAUGUUCAUUGAGUCAAGGUUCUCCUCUGCUAUUACUCGUGCUGGCCUCAUGGCAGACUGA